AUGCUCGUCCAACAACACCCACUACCACUGCCAUCACCGCUCCCGGAGCCGGCGCGUGAUUACUCCUACGACUCGCAGCUACCUCCGCCGUCUAGGUUCCAGAUACGAGUCGACGUUGCCAACUCACGGACAAUUCGGCCUGAUGGUCCAGCGGUCACAAGCCCGUCCUAUACAAUCCGACCGGCAACACUGGAGGACGCGCCCGCAAUCGCACACCUCGGCGCGACGGUGUUUUCUGCAACCUUUGCCUUCUCGAUCCCUGCGCAUGAUCUCAAGGCGUUCCUGAACGAGGCAUACACUGUGGAAGCCAUUGAGAAGGAUAUCAGUUGUCCGAGGAAGCAUGUCCUUAUAGCUUGCGCGAGCGCGAAGUCGAAUGACUCACGGGGAGAAUCCGCCAGUUCGAACGACGGGAAGGUUAGUGGGGACAGUGGCGACGACGCUAACGUCGAAGUCGGAGAAGCCAACGACUCAGUAAUCGGCUUUGCACAACUCACUGAAGGGACCACCGAGCCAUGUCUCUCACAUCUCCGUUCCAGCGUUGAGCUUCAGCGCUUAUACGUCUCGACAGCGCACCACGGUCAUGGGGUAGGAAAAGCGCUGGCGCGUGAGAUCGAAUUGCUCGCCCGGAGCUUAGGGUACAGGUCCUUGUGGUUGGGUGUUUGGGAAGGAAAUUUCAAGGCCCAAAGGGUCUAUGAAGGGUUGGGGUUCACAAAGGUCGGGGACCAUGAGUUCAAGAUGGGGAACUGUAUCCAGAUGGAUUGGAUCAUGUGUAAGGGGUUGUGA
Messenger RNA from Cladophialophora yegresii CBS 114405, 783 nucleotides. RefSeq lists its product as uncharacterized. Bases 1 to 783 code for a protein of 260 amino acids. Gene Ontology annotation, molecular function: acyltransferase activity, transferring groups other than amino-acyl groups. The record is from RefSeq and is a predicted model, not a curated record. The transcript has a single exon. NCBI's taxonomy places the organism in Eukaryota, Fungi, Ascomycota, Eurotiomycetes, Chaetothyriales, Herpotrichiellaceae.